ACGCAGAGCAGCACAGACCGAAUCUCCCACAGCACCCUGUACAUCACCACAGCACCCUGUACAUCACCACAGCACCCUGUCUGUCUGCCUGCCACUGGAUCUAUCACAGCCUGCAUGGCACUCUGAUGCGACUGUGGAGGAAACAAACUGGGAUUUGGAAUGGAACUGCAGUUCUCUAAGAAUGGAACGUCCUGCGUGGAGCCGGGUGGGAUGAAUUUGGACAGUAUACCCGAAGCCGUGAGACCCCCGCCUGCACGCGACAUGGCCUCCACCUUUCACCUGCCGAGAUCGUCAGACAGCGCUCGAGAGCCCAUAGAGAAUUCGAGCAGCGAGUCGUCAGACACGGAGAUCGCAGAGAGAGAUAGGAGCGCAGAACACAGAAGUAACGACGGGAAUGUGGAGGAGCCGAGCAGGAAGAAGAAGCAGCGGAGACAGAGAACACACUUCACCAGCCAGCAGCUUCAAGAGCUGGAGUCCACGUUUCAGAGGAACCGCUACCCCGACAUGAGUACGCGGGAGGAGAUCGCGGUGUGGACCAGCCUCACCGAGGCCAGGGUUCGGGUCUGGUUUAAGAACCGCAGAGCGAAGUGGAGGAAGCGGGAACGCAACCAGCAGAUGGACCUGUGUAAAAACAGCUACCUUCCGCAGUUCAGCGGGCUCAUGCAGCCCUACGAAGACAUGUACCCAGCCUACACCUACAACAACUGGGCAAACAAGGGCCUGACACCGGCUCCUCUGUCCACGAAAAACUUCACUUUCUUCAACUCCAUGAGCCCGCUGUCCUCCCAGUCCAUGUUCUCAGCCCCCAGCUCAAUCUCGUCCAUGGCCAUGCCGCCCAGCAUGGGCCACACCGCCGUGCCGGGCAUGUCGACGAGCAGUCUGAACAACAACAUCAGCUCUGCAAUGUCUUCGUCCGCCUGCCACUACGCGCCGCCGGGUUCCCCGUACAGCGUGUACAGAGACACGUGUAACUCCAGUCUGGCCAGCCUUAGACUGAAAUCCAAACAGCACCCCUCUUUCGGAUACAGCGGGCUGCAGAGCCCCGGCUCCAGUCUCAAUGCUUGCCAGUAUAACAGCUGACGGACUGGCUGCCAUGAGUUACUGGCGUUUGGAAAUAUAUGGACCAGGUCAUCGCGCAAAAGACAACUAAACUGGAUUCGUUGCAACGUUGUGUUUUUUUUAAUGGAUGACGCGGGUUGUACGUGUUUACCUAUAAACUUGCACCGCAGUGUUUUAAAUGUCCCCCCUUUUUUGGACUAGGUAGUGGUGGAAGACUUUAUAAAUGUAAAAAUAAUAAUAAAAAAUAAAUUGUAAAAUUAUACUAGGACCAGAAAAUGCAGACCUGAGCACCCGAUACGUUUCGUGUGUGUGUGUGUGUUUACGAUGUUUAUGAUAAACGUUGAUGAUUUAUUGACCAUUCAGUGACUUUGAUGCUGGAUUGGGGAAAAUUAUAAGACACGUGGGACAUUCAUAAGAAAUUGGUGUUUUAUUGUUGGUAAAAAAAAGAGAAGGAUCUGUGAUUUCUAUAUACGCUUUUAUACUGUUACCUUUAGUUAUUGUGUUUUGGCAAUAUUAGAAAGUGCUGGAAAUGCAUGAUCCUGUGUUUUACAGACACACACACGUAUAUAUAUAUAUAUAUAUAUAUAUAUAUAUAUAUAUAUAUAUAUAUAUAUAUAUAUAUAUAUAAACAGCUUCAAUUGUAUACUUCUUGUCUAGAAUAUAUGUUUCCACAAAGAAAAGGUGAAUAGAAAGCGCCUGUGUUACUUGAGUGAGCGGGUGUUCACAAUAUUUGAACUGAUCCCUACGAGUGCUCUUCACACGCAGGAGCUGCAGAGGCAGGUGUAUUUAAUGGUUAUGUAGAGAGCUGCAGAGGAAGGUUGUCUGUGUAUUGCUUGUAUUUAAAAGUUAUGUCCCACAGCAGCUCAAGCGGGUGAAGCAGAUCGUUUUCAUCAAGUCAGUUGUAAGUGUAAUUAAAUGUAAAUGCAUUAUAAUAUCCUGUCAUAAAACAGGAUGCAGUAUGUCCUUUUGAUAAGUUAUGAAUGUGACAUUUUCCAAGCUUAAGAGCAUUAGAAUAAAUCUACUUAAACGCUU
Messenger RNA from Acipenser ruthenus (sterlet), 2091 nucleotides. Its product is annotated as pituitary homeobox 1-like. Lineage: Eukaryota; Metazoa; Chordata; Actinopteri; Acipenseriformes; Acipenseridae. Gene Ontology annotation, molecular function: DNA-binding transcription factor activity, RNA polymerase II-specific; RNA polymerase II cis-regulatory region sequence-specific DNA binding. Gene Ontology annotation, biological process: regulation of transcription by RNA polymerase II; anatomical structure morphogenesis. Gene Ontology annotation, cellular component: nucleus. Bases 160 to 1080 code for a protein of 306 amino acids. The transcript has 5 exons. The record is from RefSeq and is a predicted model, not a curated record.